Messenger RNA from Aspergillus piperis CBS 112811, 997 nucleotides. It is a transcript of the gene wos2, whose product is annotated as Hsp90 cochaperone SBA1. Bases 83 to 679 code for a protein of 198 amino acids. Gene Ontology annotation, biological process: chaperone-mediated protein complex assembly; protein folding. Gene Ontology annotation, molecular function: protein-folding chaperone binding; Hsp90 protein binding. The record is from RefSeq and is a predicted model, not a curated record. NCBI's taxonomy places the organism in Eukaryota, Fungi, Ascomycota, Eurotiomycetes, Eurotiales, Aspergillaceae. The transcript is spliced from 4 exons. Gene Ontology annotation, cellular component: cytosol; nucleus.
ACCUCCCUUCUUUUGCUUCUGACGAGAUUGCUACAUUCUGUCCUUCUAAACAAACCCAUCCUAUCCGCUAUCUACCAUCAUAAUGCCCGAACUCCCUCAGGUCCACCCCGAAGUCACAUGGGCUCAGCGCUCUUCGGAUAGCGACCCCGAGCGCAACUACCUCUAUGUUAGCAUCAAGGCUGCUGAUGUUGCCCGUUCUGACGCCACCCUCGACAUCAAGCCUACCAACGUUACUUUUACAGGCAACUCCAAGAAGGGCGUAAAAUACCACGUCUCUCUCGACCUGUUCGCCGAGAUCGACCCCGAGAACAGCAAGGUCAACCACAGUGACCGUGAGGUCGAGCUGGUGCUGCGCAAGAAGGAGCUCAAGGAAGAAUACUGGCCGCGUCUGCUGAAGACCACCCAGAAGAUCCACUUCCUGAAGACCAACUUCGACAAGUGGGUUGAUGAGGAUGAGCAAGACGAGGUGAACGAGGACGACUACGCAAACAACUUCGGAGGCUUCGAAGGUCUUGGAGGCGAGGGUGGUCUCUCCAACAUUGACUUCUCCAAGCUUGGUGCCGGUCUCGGCGGUGAUGCCGGUGUUCCUGGAGAGGAAGAAGAGGAAGAGGAGAUGCCCGAGCUGGAGGAGGGCGAGGCCGAGGCUGCCAAGUCUUCUAAGAUCCAGGAGGUUUCUUAAAUGCCAUGCCCUUCUACUGAGAUAGGCAACGACUACUACGCAAGCAAGUAAUCAAAAAAAAGCAAACAACGGCGAGCGACGAAUGCUGUAACUUUUGAGCUUUUCUUUUACCUAUAUUAUACCGCUGAUGACCACGGUUCAUGGUUUGGAGCUACCUGGCGCACUUGGACAGGUUUGUGGCCUGCCUCGAGAGGCGAAGGGAAACGGAAAAGGAAUUUUGAACUAUUUCCUUUCAUUGGUAUUGAAAUGACGAGAUGACUAGCAAGAAUAUUUCUCUCACAAUGCCCAUUCCUGGACUGCGAUCCAGGCGUAGAGAAG